AUGCGUUCCACCGCCUUUGCUUUGGCCGCCGUCGCUGGUUUGGCUGCUGCCUCACCAAUGCCCCAAGACCUCGACUUCUCUCUCCUCGACGCCGCUCCUGAGGUCGCUAAUGGCCCUACCGGUGUCGUUGUUGUCGACGAGGCUUCCAUCGCCAGCACCGUUGCUGUCAGUACUGUCGCUACCGCUAGCUCUACAGCCACCAGCGCUGCCAAGCGUGACCUUGAGAAGCGUACUUUCGGUCUCUUCAACCCCUUCUACUUCUACAAGGGUCUCGAGUGUGAGAUCUUCCACAACUGCGGCAACAAGGGCAGCUCCCAGAAGGGCUGGGGUUGCGGUCAGCCUACUGAGACCAAGGCUACCUGGUCCCUGAUCACCACCCAGGCUCCUCCUACCAGCCUUCCCGCAUACAGCUACAGCACUGCCCCUGCAGGCUCUACCACUGUUGACGCUGUCACUGGAUCCUCUUCUGCUGCUGCCUCGACCUCCAGCUCGGCUGCCGCUACCGCCACUCAGGCUCCUUCAUCCACCGUCGACGGAUCCGCCCCAUGCCCUACAACCCCCGAGGAGGGCACUUACUGUGGCUUCAUCAACCCAGAGGACGCGUGUGCUCCCCAGCCUGCAAGUUUUCUCCCUUAA
Messenger RNA from Aureobasidium namibiae CBS 147.97, 636 nucleotides. RefSeq lists its product as uncharacterized. The transcript has a single exon. Bases 1 to 636 code for a protein of 211 amino acids. The record is from RefSeq and is a predicted model, not a curated record. Lineage: Eukaryota; Fungi; Ascomycota; Dothideomycetes; Dothideales; Saccotheciaceae.